Messenger RNA from Prorocentrum cordatum, 2979 nucleotides. Lineage: Eukaryota; Dinophyceae; Prorocentrales; Prorocentraceae. The record is from the annotation of a GenBank genome assembly.
AUGCCGGCGAGCCCGGGGGCGGGGUCCAGCAGCGCGGACGUAGUUGCGGCAGCCGCUAGUAUGAACGACGAGAGCGAGCAGGCUGCGGACACCGUCGCAACGCAGGAGGAGGGCAGGCUGCAUGGCCAUCUGCACCCCAGCCGCACGGUUGCGGCCGCGGCGAGCAAGGCUGACACCGACGCGACCAACAUGCAGGACGAGGACGACGACGGCCCCGUGAGGAGGGCCUUGCCGGCAGGCGCGGCGGCCACGACCAACGCGCUGGAGAAGACAACCGCGAUGGUGGCCCAGGGGAUCUGCGCGGGCUGCAGGUCGCUCCACGACUGGGAGACGAAGCGCUUGCGCCACGAGGUCGCCCGCGCAGUCUGCGGCGGCGACGACUUGGCUGCGUUCGUGCUGGCGCGCAUGGACGAGCUGAACAGCCCCUCCGACGAGGCUGCGGAGGAGCGCGCGGCCACAGGGAUGGCCUGCGCGGCGGCGCAGACGGCCGCCGGCCCGCGGGACAGGGGGCCCCCCGCUGGCAGCGCGACGGAGCGCGAGGGGAAGAAGACGGGAAAACGGGUGUGGCGCUGGCGCCCGUGCAGCGCCAUGCAGCCGUUGGGCUGGGUCGGUUUCUGCCGCCGGCGGCGCAGAACGAGCGACCUCAGCGUCAGAGAGCCCCAUGCAGCCGUGGCGGCCUAUGGGCUACGUGAGCCGCUGCUGCUCUCGGGCUCCGGCCCGAGGCUGUGUAUGGGCCGACGGCAUGUGAAUGCACGCAGGCACGCUGGGCACCCUCCUCGGAGACAGGACGCCCUGCGGGCCUUCGAGGCCGCGGGCCGCGGCCCCGCCGCCGCCGAGGGCGCGGCGGAGCCCCCGGAGGAGAGGCCGGGCGGCGCCGCCGAGCAGGCCGCGCGCCGGGUGCCGGUGGAGCCCGCGGCCGCGGAGCAGGUGCGCGCUUCCCUGCGCGCCGCCGCGUUCUCGGAGUACCCAGGGGGCCUCUUCGCCCACCUAGACCGCGGCGUCACGGUGAGCGUCGGCGACAGCCUGGAGGUCACGGUGGACGGCAUCGAGUCCGAGGAUUUGGCCGACUGGAGCCUGCUGCAGCUGGAGCAGGACCCCGCGGUCUUCGGGGAGGGCCUGCUGGAGUGGGCCACGGCGCAGCGGUCGGAGCAGCCCGGCUUCGCCGAGGGCGGCGAGGGCGACGUCGUGGCAGGAGACUUCGCGGACUUCCUUCCCGACCCGGCGGCCCUGAGCGUGCAGCAGCACAGGGAUCUCACGAUCUACACGUGGGGCAAGGCGUUCCGCAAGGUGGCCCCUGCCGACAGCCAGGCCAAUUUCAACGCCGGCAUCCUCAACGGGCGCGGCGGCGGCGCGGACAUCAGCAGGGUGGACAACGGCCUGACGGAGGCCGUGCAGAAGAACGUCGCCAGCUGCGCCCUCUUCCCGCGGUGGCUCGAGAUGUGCAUCAACAAGAUCGAGAGCGAGGGGCUGCACGCGGUGUCGAUCAACUGCACGAAGGGCCGCCACCGCUCCGUCGCCGCGGCCGAGAUCCUCAGGGCCUACUACUACCCGGACGCGGUCGUGAUUCACACCAGCCCGGCCAUCAAGAGGCCUCGGCGCAGAGCGGCCGCCGCAAUUUUGUUCGAUGCGUGGGCCCCAGAGGCCUCGGACGCAGCGAGCGCCCGGCAGGCGUCGAGGCGCCCGGACUUCCCGAGGCUGCGGGCCGACCGUGGGGCCGCAGAGGCGUCCCCGGCCGAGCCCGCGGGGCGGCGUGGCGUGCCGCCCCUGGGAGGUGGGGCCCCGCAGCGAGGAGAGCGGCGCGGGCCCGAGGCCUCGGACGCCGCGAGCGCCUGGCAGGCGUCGAGGCGCCCGGGCUUCCCGAGGCUGCGGGCCGACCGUGGGGCCGCAGAGGCGUCCCCGGCCGAGCCCGCGGGGCGGCGUGGCGUGCCGCCCCUGGGAGGUGGGGCCCCGCAGCGAGGAGAGCGGCGCGGGCCCGAGGCCUCGGACGCCGCGAGCGCCUGGCAGGCGUCGAGGCGCCCGGGCUUCCCGAGGCUGCGGGCCGACCGUGGGGCCGCAGAGGCGUCCCCGGCCGAGCCCGCGGGGCGGCGUGGCGUGCCGCCCCUGGGAGGUGGGGCCCCGCAGCGAGGAGAGCGGCGCGGGCCCGAGGCCUCGGACGCCGCGAGCGCCUGGCAGGCGUCGAGGCGCCCGGGCUUCCCGAGGACGAUAGCGUUGCUCGCCGUGGCGCUGCGCGCGUCGGUCCUGAAGAAGGACCCCACGAGCAGGUCGGUGUUCCACCGCGCGCAGUGCGCUUGGCAGCUGGGCUGCGGGGAGUCCGCCGGCGCCUUGGCGGACGGCGUUUUCGAGAGCGGGGAGCCAGACGAGAGCGGCGGGCCAGACCGUGUCGGCCUCGUCACCUGCCGGCUCCGCCACUCCCGCGAGGGCGACGCCGAGGUCCGGGCGCUGUGCGCGGCCAUGGGCACGAGCGUGCUCCGCGGCGGCUGCGCGCCCUGCGGCCUGCGGCUGAACCUGCACCUCUCCGACGUGCCGUGCGUCUCGUGCCUCGGCUCCACGCUGCAGUUCGGCUUCCGCUUCCCAGGCGUCUUGAAGGUCUCCUUCGACCGCGGCCGCAUGAACCCCGAGGACACCGUGCCGGUUCCGAGGCAGCCGCCACCGCCGUCCAAGAAGGGCAACCUGCUCCCCUACGCGCCGAUGCCGCCAGAGAUGAACGCCAAGGAGUCGGGCGCGGCAGCCGGAGGGGUCGACCGCAGCAUGCUUCGCAAGGAGGGACCAGACGUCGGCAGCAUCACCUCCUUCUACCGCAGCGCGGCGGGCAGCGCCUCCCGCAGGGCGGACGGCGCUGGGCUCGGCGGCAACGAGGCAGUGCCGCACAAGGUCGUCAAGGGCCUCGGGGGGGGCGCCAGCCAGCAGACGUUCUACUUCUCAGCCCGACCGGCCUUCUACGAUACGGAGGACUAUUCGGACUGCGCCGGGCAGCGCUGA